Molecule: messenger RNA, 236 nt
Organism: Cetraspora pellucida
Lineage: Eukaryota; Fungi; Glomeromycota; Glomeromycetes; Diversisporales; Gigasporaceae
Source: the annotation of a GenBank genome assembly
CUUCUGAAAUAAAUCCUGAUGCAGUAAUAAGUAAUGUUGGGUUAGGAGAUUCAAAAGGAACAAUUAAAGCAGAUUUAAAGACAUUACAAAUAGAAGAUAAGAAAAAUAAUAACCAGGCUUCAAAUAAGAUAGAGCAAAAUCAAACUAGUAUAAAGGGAGGUAGCAAUAAGGAAGAAAUAGAAUGUAUACAGUCUGAAAGCCAAAAAGUAGACAAUGAAGUCAUGACAAUGAGGUAG